AUGAAAGCAUCAUUUAUGGGUGACUGGCAAGCUGCCAAGGCCAUCAUUGAUGAACGACAGGAGCUGGUACAGUUUUCUAUCACUGCCAAUCAGGAGACAUUGCUCCAUCUUGCUGCUUCAGCAGAAAACACCAAGCAGACACAAGAUUUUCUGCAAAAUCUUGUAAAUAUGCUGGAAAUGAAUGACUUGAAACUUGAGGAUCGCAAUUCCCGGAACGCCUUUCAGAUUGCAGUUGCAAAUGGAAGUCUGGAAAUGGUUGAUAUAAUGCUACGAAAGAACCAAGCCGUGCUAAGUAUCCCCAAUAUGAAGAACGGUUUUCCAUUAAGCAUAAGUGCUUUCUUUGGACAUCAUGACUUGACAAGGCAUCUAUAUCAACUUUCCGAGGGGACGAUUAGGGGUAGCAAAUCGUACUAUCGUUUUGUGUUUCUGUCUGACACGACACCGUUGGGGUUGGAAAACUCUUCUAUUAAACACUAA
Lactuca sativa (garden lettuce) is the source of this 477-nucleotide messenger RNA. RefSeq lists its product as uncharacterized. Gene Ontology annotation, molecular function: protein binding. The record is from RefSeq and is a predicted model, not a curated record. Lineage: Eukaryota; Viridiplantae; Streptophyta; Magnoliopsida; Asterales; Asteraceae.